GCAACGAGUGGCAACAAAAGGGAAGCGGGGGGGAGGAAGGGGUAGAGGCUCGGAAGGCUGAGCGAGGCUGCGCUCUUGUUGCUGCUGCUGCUCCCCCCGGCUGCAGGGUGGCUUUCUCCUCGAGCCCGGGUUCAAGCUGUUAUGAAAACACAAAUGAAAAGGAUGCUUCACAUACUGGGUGUUAAAUUAAAUUAGAAAGCCGAAAAUUCACUGCAAUUUAUUGUACCAUGGAAGAAAUACCAGUGAGAGUUGCAGUAAGAGUUAGACCUCUGCUUUGCAAAGAAAUACUUCAUAAUCACCAAGUAUGUGUGAGACUGGUUCCAAAUACCCAGCAAAUUAUCAUUGGGAAAGAUCGAAUUUUCACUUUUGAUUUUGUGUUUGGCAAAAAUUCAACUCAAGAUGAAGUUUAUACUACCUGUAUUAAGCCUCUAGUUGCAUCAUUGAUUGAGGGAUAUAACGCUACCGUUUUUGCCUACGGACAGACUGGAUCUGGGAAGACAUACACCAUUGGAGGAGGCCACAUUGCAUCAGUUGCGGAGGAUAAGAAAGGUAUCAUUCCACGUGCCAUCCAAGACCUAUUUCAAAGCAUUUCUGAAAAUAGCAGCAUUGAUUUUAACAUAAAAGUAUCUUACAUAGAAGUCUAUAAGGAAGACCUCCGAGAUCUGCUAGAAUUGGAAACAUCAAUUAAAGAUCUACACAUCAGAGAAGAUGAAAAAGGAAACACAGUGAUUGUUGGUGCCAAAGAAUGUUCAGUGGAGAAUGCAGAUGAAGUGAUAAGUCUUUUGGAAAUGGGUAAUGCAGCUCGUCAUACAGGUACUACGCAAAUGAAUGAGCACUCUAGUCGAUCUCAUGCUGUUUUCACAAUCAGCAUUAGCCAACAGGAUUUUCCACCAUGUCAGAAAAAUAUGGAAAUGGUUCAAGAUAUAUCUCAGCAAUCUACUCGACAAAUUGUUUCAAAAUUCCACUUUGUAGACUUGGCUGGAUCAGAAAGAGCAACUAAAACUGGUAAUACAGGUGAACGAUUCAAAGAAUCCAUUCAGAUCAACAGUGGGUUACUGGCUUUAGGAAAUGUAAUAAGUGCUCUUGGAGACCCACGCAAGAAGGGCACACAUAUCCCAUAUAGAGAUGCUAAGAUUACCAGAAUCUUAAAAGACUCUCUAGGAGGCAAUGCUAAGACUGUUAUGAUAACAUGUAUUAGCCCAUCAUCCUCAGAUUUUGAUGAAUCUUUAAAUUCUCUUAAGUAUGCUAACCGAGCACGGAAUAUUAGAAAUAAGCCUAUUGUAAAUUAUAAUCCUGACUGGGACAGGAUGGAUGAGAUGGAAUUUGAGAUAAAGUUGUUGCGAGAAGCUUUACAGAGUCAACAAGCCAGUGCCCUGAGCCAGGCUACUCAGCUAUCCCAGGAUGUGAACAGAGAUAAGAAUCGGAUCCAUUCUCUCGAAGAGCAAGUAGCCCAGCUACAAGGCGAGUGUUUUGGUUACCAGAAUUGUAUUGAGGAAGCCUUCACAUUCCUGGCUGACCUAAAAGAUGUUGUUAACUUAACACAAAGUCAGCAACAUAGGUUACAAGAAUGGUUCAACAUGACACAGGAGAUGAAGAAGGACAUUAAUAACCCAUUUAAAAGUAACCAAGGAAUUGGAAAUGUCCAAGAUGGACCACACCACAUUACAGUUCUCCAGCUGAAGAGGGAACUUAAGAAAUGCCAGUGUGCUCUAGCUGCUGAUGAAGUAGUGUUCAAUCAGAAGGAACUGGAGUUGAAGGAUUUACAGCAUCAAAUGCAAACAAUGACACAGGAAAACAAAGACCAUUUGGUAUCUUUGAAAGAGGCACAAAAAGUGAAUAGGUUACAGAAUGAUAAAAUAGUGGAACAGCAACUUCUAGUUAACCAACUAAAUGAAGAACUGAUGAAGCUUAACAUGUCCAUAGCCUCGGUAUCCAAGGGAACUUGUGGAGAUGGACCAGAUACCAAGAUAUCAGAAAAGAGGCCAUAUACUGUUCCACUUGAUAACAGUUUUGGACACUAUGUUUACAUCCCAACAUGGCCAGAUGCCCGAAAGGUCCACACAAGCCCUCCUAUGUAUUCACUUGAUCGAGUGGUAGCCGGAUUUCGAACCCGAAGUCAAAUGCUAUUGGGUCACAUAGAAGAACAAGAUGAAGUCCUUCAUUGCGAGUUUUCUGAUAACAGUGAUGAAGAAGAUACAGAAAAUCAAGAGAAACCUGGAUAUCGAGCACCUAGAAAUCUCAGGUGGAUUUGUUCUUCAACUUAUUUUAGAGCACCUAGAAAUCUCAGGUGGAUUCGAAAGCCGACCUCUAUUUGUUCCCUUCUGGAUCUGAGUGAUGUUCCGAAUCAAAAACAGCAGUCAGGUUUGCAGAAUGAAGGCUCACAACCUACAGAAAGUUUAUCAGGUAUAAAGGUUGAAAGUCUCCAGGAAAGUCAAGUAUUAAACAUGCAAAAAUUGAAGAAUUCAGAACUCAGACUCACAGAAGCUAAGCAAAAAAUGAGAGAACUUACAAUCAAUAUCAAGAUGAAGGAAGAACUCAUUAAAGAAUUAAUUAAAACAGGCAAUGAUGCCAAGGCUGUAAGUAAACAGUAUUCUCUGAGAGUAACAAAACUGGCACAUGAAGCAGAACAGGCCAAAGUGGAAUUAACUGAAACACAGAAACAGCUACAGGAACUGGAAAACAAGGAUCUGAGGGAUGUUGCUUUGAAGCUGAGAUUACAAAAGGAGUUCCGAAAAAAAAUGGAUGCAGCAAAACUAAAAGUGCAGGUCUUGCAAAAGAAGCAACAGGAUACCAAGAAGCUGGCAUCACUCUCUGCCCAAAAUGAGAAACAUGCCUCCGAACUUGAACAGAAUGUAGAUCAUAUGAAAUAUCAACAAGCACAGCUACAAAAGAGACUUAGGGAAGAAAAUGAAAAAAAGAAGCAACUCGAUGCAGAGAUUAAGCGGGAUCAACAAAAAAUCAAGGAGCUUCAGUUAAAGACAGAGCAACAAGAAAAAUUUCUUAAAAUGAAAUCCGAGGAGUUUGAUGCAUUUAGGAGAAGAAAGCAGAAGAUUCCAUUUGGAACUAUAGACCAGCUCCAGAAACUGGAUGAACAAAAGAAGUGGUUAGAUGAAGAAGUAGAAAGGGUUCUUCAUCAACAUCAAGAAUUAGCGGAGCUGGAAGAAGACUUAAAGCAAAGAGAGGCCAUUGUUUCCAAGAAGGAAGCAUUGUUACAAGAGAAGAGCCAUUUGGAAAACAAGAAGUUGAGAUCUAGUCAGGCUUUAAACAAAGAUAGUUUGAAAAUAUCAACUCGCCUGAACUUGUUGGAACAAGAGUUGGCCAAUAAAAGUGUGCAGCUCCAGAGCACUCCAGCUGAGGAGCAAAUAAAGAUUUCAGAAGAAGUCCAGGCUCUUCAGAAAGAAAAAGAUCAGCUACAAAGAAGAAGAAAUAGUGUCGAUGAAAAACUUAAAAAUGGUAGAGUGUUAUCCCCUGAAGAAGAACAUCUUCUUUUCCAGCUUGAAGAAGGGAUUGAAGCAUUGGAAGCUGCAAUUGAUUAUAAGAGUGAAAACAUCCAAGGUCGUCAGCACUCGAUUAGAGCCUCAUUCCAAAUCCUGACCCAGAGAGAGGGAAAUGUUAUGGAAAAACUGAUUUCCCUGACUCCUGCUGAAAUCAGAGCUAUUCUUUACAAAUAUUUCAACAAGGUGGUUAGUUUGCGAGAAGCUGAGCGUAAACUACAGUUACAAAAUGAAGAAAUUAAAAUGAAGGUUCAAGAGCAAGCCAGUAUGGUUCGUGAAUUGGAGUCUGCAGUAGAACGUCUCAAGCUGCAGAGUGACAGACAGUUAACUCUUCAACGGAAGGAACAUGAACAAAAGAUGCAGUUGCUCUUGCAAUAUUUCAAAGACCAAGAUGGAGAAUGUAUUGUGGAAAUUUCAAAGGUUUAUGAGGAUAAAGUUCAGCUGCUAGAAAAAGAUCUUUAUUUCUAUAAGAAAACCAGCAGAGAACUCAAGAAGAAGCUUAAGGAGUUAAUAGAAGAAGCAUCUCGACAGCAACCAACUGGAAAUAAUGAUGCUGGAAAUGGAAUCCUGAAUCAAGAGGAAGCAAGUAUCUUUCCAGAAGAACUGAAGUGGGCAUCCAGAACUGAAAAUAUUAUCAACCCCAUUGGAAAAGUAAAAGAAACAGAAAACCCAGCAAGUAGCUUAAGAACACAACCAAAUCCACAUAAAUUUUGGGAAGAUAUUUCUGAAGUAAUUCAAACAUCAGGCUCUUUGGCACAAAGUGGGCAUUUGUUAAGCAAUGAAGAUAAAACAGAAUCAGAUGAAAAUCAGUUAACAAAAUCUCACACUCAACUAUUAUCUCAACCUCAAACAAUUGUGAAUGUGACACAACUACAAGGGGUCACCCCUGUAAAAUUAUGCCGCCGAGAGUUACGUCAGAUUUCUGCUUCAGAACUGUCAUUACGACGCUCCAAUCUUGGAGUUGGGGUUGGGUCAAUGGUUGCUGAUUCAAUUGAAGUUUCCCGGAAAUCCAAUGAUUUAAAGACUUAGACAUUUUAUUUAAUAUAAUUAACACUUUAUAUUUUUUAAGAGAUGUCUAAAUGUCUUCCCUUUUUCUAGGCUACUAAUAUUUAUAAAACAAGUUAAUAAGCUCUAUCUAUAGGAGAAAGGGAAAAUACAUUUGAAUUCUUUUGCAUAUCUCUAUAUGGUUAGAAGUCCUGAAUUCACAUUUUCAUAGUAAUUUUACAAAGCACAGAGGUUUGGUUUUUUUCUUUUUUACAAACAUUUCCACUUAUUUAAAAUCUUUUCUUCAAGGAUAUUCUUUUUUUUUUUAAGAAACUAACCCUCUAAAAGGCAAGCCAAAAUAUAAUAUAAUUUUUUAAAAGCAUAAUAUAGUUUAAAAGGUGCUCAGAAAGUGUUUUAUUUAAAAUGACUAUUGUCUGAAAAGGAUAAAGCUAACUACUAUCUAUGACCUAGAAGCUUGCAUCCAAAUGCAAUCUGGCCAUUCUGUUUGCAAAACACCUGAAGUCACUUUUGACUAUAGAGGUGCUCCAAUCUUAAUUUAGACUUUAAUUAGUUUAAAGUUUUCUCAAGUUGUGUCAUCAUGCUCUUCAUGUUUUAACCAUGUCUUGUAUUCUUUUUUUUUAAACUGUUUUAUUGUCAUUUAUUUUGUUUAUACUAAAUGUGUUUCUUUCCUUGUAUCUCUUUGUGUAUUUCUUAUUUAUGCCAAUAGGGAUAGGAGAGAAAGACACAGAGAAGCAGUAAAAGAUGCAAAGAUGUAUUCCACGUAGCAAUAAGAUAAUAGGGAUAUACUACUUUGUAACAGUUGAAGGAAAAGAGUACUGGGGAGGACAUAGUUAAAUUAUUUAGAGCAAUCCUGCAAUUUGUCUUGUUAGCUAGCAAAAUACAAAUUUCAGGUCUUCCUCCCUAAUCCUCAAAUUAAGAUUUUUUUUUUCCUGAAUCCACACUCUUAUUUGUAAAUAGCAAGGUUAGAUUGACUUUGGGUACAGAUGUCCAUCUGGGCUGUAAUAUGUGAAAGAGUGGAAUUUCUGCUUAAUAUUGUUUUAUUAGAUUUAAAGAUUUUUUCAAGGAAUUUUAUAUAAUGUACACUUCAAGUUUAGAAUUACGAGCUAAACAUUGAUUUGCCAUCAUACAGACAGCACUUUCUCAAAGUUUUUUUUAUAUUAAAUCAUAGACCACAUCCCAGGAAAGUGAAUGUCAAAGGGGAGAAGUGCUUUUAAAUUAUUUGAUUUUAAUGAAUUUUCAGUGUACUGAAUAUUAGUCUCUAUACACAAAAUGUUGACUAGAGCAUAAUGAAUUUUAUUUUUAACUGAGACUGUUGUUAUAAUAGUACUAAGUAUAGUGAGAUUUGACCUGUACUUUCAUUUAAGAAUGAUGAACAAAACUUAUUUUUAGCACUUUCCUCUUAUCUUUGCAAUAUCAAUAUUCCUAUUUUUACUGCUUAAAAAAAAAGAUUCCAAGUUGUCAUCACUGAUAGUUUUGCAAGUUGGUUUUCUAUGUUUUACAUUCACACAAUUUAAAGAGGCACGUAUUUGUGGCAUGCUGUUUUGGUAAAACAAAAUAAGAGCAAAUUUAGUCAGUCAGUGCGUGGAGUUCUGCAUUAUUAUUACACUAGCCUUUUGCUGGGAAAGCACCCAGCAAUGUAUAAAUUUCACCUUAUUUACAGACAACACCUCCAACCCAAGACUCACCUGUUUCAAGAUGUUUUCUCAAAUGAAAAAUGACCUUUCUUUCCUUAUUACUACCAUCAUAGCCUUUGAGAGAACUGCCACUUCCUAGCUAUGGCUGUUACUGAUUAAUUUCUGUCUUCUCUUUUCCUUUCACUGCCUCUAAUUUAGUUCUGUUGUCACUCCCCAAAAUGUGAACUCCUUCCCUGUAGAAUAGGCCUUCAUGCAGCAAAAAGAAAGUCCUUGGGGGCAGGGGUGGGAGAGGAGGAAGUUGUUCUAGCUCUUCUGUCAAUAGGUACAGAAGAGGGGGAAAGGUAUCUUUGGUCAAAAUUGCCCCAAUUAGGAACUGUAAUUUGGGGUAAGUUCUCUAACAAUACAACUUGCUAAUAGCAUUAGCACAAUGCUACAUAUGUAGUUCAGAUAAGUUAUAGGUUUAGUAGUUAUUUCUUGGGGAUUUGCCUUGGAAUCUAAACACUGUAAUAUCAUUUUUAUGGGAAAAUGUGGUUGUAUAAAGUUUUCCAUAAACACCACACAAAUAAUGAAUCUUUGGAAGAAAGCCUGUUUGUAAAUUGGACUAAAUGAAUUCAGAUAUCCAAGAUUUUAAUUAUUCAUUCUCUUCUUUGAUGUCUAGCAAGGGACAUUUAAUACAACUAUUAAUCAAGACCUUUGCAAUGCAAUUGUGAAGGAUAAUUAUUUGUAAGAUUAAUAAGACCCUAUUCCUUAAUCAUAUAUUUAAGCAAAUUGUGGCUGGAUUGGUUAUUCAUAAAUAAGGGAUGUAUGAAAGUUGAGAACUCCCUGUACUCUUUUCCCCCUUCAUUUAGAGUUUAUAAGGAUAGAUCAAUGCCACUUUCAAAGUGAAAGGUUUUCACAGUAGUGCUGGAUUAGUAUUCUUUAUACUAAUAUAAGUACUUUAUAAUAUUCAUUAUUACUGAAUCUGUUGUUGUGAUAACUAAGAUAACAACUUGGUUUACUGUAAAACAAUGGUGAUAAUAAAUAUUAAGAACAUCCUAAAAAAUACUUUUCCCAGUUACUAUAUUAUAUUAAACUUAGUAUAUCCUUGAUAGAACUAAUUACAUAUAUAGACAUUCUCCUUGAAGAGAUGUCACUGAAAAGGUAAAUGUAGAAUAAAAUACUUUUAUUCCUUAAAAUUAGGAGACUAUUAAAAUGCAUCUCUUGUACAUAGACCCAUAUAAAUAUGAUUAACAUUUUUUAAAUUACCCCUGGGCAUUUUGAUGUGUUUAUGCCUACCAAUGUAUAAUAGAAAGAAUAAGGUACCUCCAAACAAGCCAAGUAAAAUUUCUUUUAUCUAUGAAAAUGGAACUCAACUUUAAAAAGUAUUUCUCCUUAGAGUUGAGUUGGGCCACUUUUUCUCAUAUGUGUAAAUUCAACUUAAUUUGACAAGCAUUUAAACUGUCUACUAAAAUGCCAGGCAGAUGCCAAGGAAAUAAAAAUGCAAAAGAAAUGGUUUUUAACCAUGGGGUACACGGAUAAAUACAAAAAGUAUACAAAAAAAACUAAUUCUGAUGAGGCAAAGGAAGCUCUAAGAACUGGGGCCUAACAAUAGGAAAGGUCUCUUGUAGGAAGUGACCUAGAGUCAAGACUUUGAAAGGGGCUCAUGAUUCCAAGAGUUGAGGGGAAAGGGGCAGGGUCCGAGGCAUGGGGGGAAGGAGAUGGGAUGUCAUGUAUGGCCAGUUUAUAUGGAAUGCAGAGCAUGUCAUGGGGAAUAAAAAAUUUGCAGGUGUUUGUGGUUGUAGGAUCCAAAAGUUCCUUCUAAGCUUUUGGCUCUAAGUAACAAGAGUAGAGAAGAAAAGGGAUUUGGUGCUGGAGAGUGCUAGAUUCUUUUCUGGUCCCUGUGUUCACUAGAUAAUGGAGAUAACCCCAGAAGAUGAUUAAAAUGUAGCAGCAGUAAGUAGUUAUCAUAUAUAAUAUGUCUUCUAGACUUCUCACAUUUUAAUUUUUUCAUCCCUACUUUGCAGUCUAGUAAUCUUAGGGUUCGAGAGUCAUCAAAGAUCUUUUAUCACCAAUGAAAUGGCAUCUUUGUACCCAAUGGCCAUCAUCCUUGCCUUGUCUACAUGAGGCCAAUAAACUGAUGUGAGAAGAGGGCUAUUAUAGAAGAAAAAGUAAAGACUAAACUAAGUUGUAGAAAAGGAAUUAGUGACCUCUUCUGAGAGACACUGAAAUUAGCAAUAAUAAACUUAUAUAACAUAUUAUGAGAAUAAGUUCAAACAAUGUUUGAAAUUAUUUAUAAACAGAUUUUAUCAGAUAUCCCUCAGUAAAAACAAUAAACUAUUUCACAACAAAGAAACUUGUAUAUACCAGCAUAUUAGAGUGUAAGAAGACUGGUUUUAGAAUCAAGAAGCCCUGAAUUAAAGAUCUUCUGAUGUACAGUAACUUUGUGAAAUCAUAAAUUGGGAUGAACUGUCUAUUUUUUGAGAUGAAUUGUCUAUAUUUCCUAUAGUAGAGAGUUUCUUUAUUAACUCUACAACUCUUCAUCCUCUACCAAAAAAAAAAUAUAUAUAUAUAUGUAUGUAUGUAUAUCCAUCUGUCCAUAGCUCCACCUCAGCUCACCCUUGGCCUCAGUCUCCCUUGCUUUAGACAACUAAGGAGGUUCUACCUGAGAAACACCAAAAACAGUCACUUUCACUUUAACAACAUUUAAUGAGAUCUGCCUUUUCUUCAGCGCUUCUCCUCACCCAUUCAUCCUGAUCAGCUCCAAUCCUGACCCUAUCCCAAAUCCUGUCCCAAUCCCUUGUGUAACCUGUAUAUUCAUAAACAUUCUCUUUUCCUUUCCUGAUCCUUCCCAUCAUCCCUUAUUCUUUAGGAGUAAGCCUACUUUUCAUUCUGCCCUCACUCCUCACUGACAUUCCUUUUUGACCUCCUCUGGUUGUUUGGCAACCCUUUUUCUCAUUUGAAGUCCAGGUCACCUGUCUGAUGACAUCCCCUCUUCUCCAUCCAUGCUGCUCUGUGGCCUCUGAACUCUAGGUCCUUUUCUCUUUACUCGAUGAAUUUCCACUCUGACUACAGUCUUCUCCAUCCCAUAAACCCUGCUGGCAGACUUCUUCUGUAUAUAUGCUGAAUACCACUCAAACAAGAUAACCAAACUCUUCCACGUACAUGAGCUUGAAUGCUGAAAUUCAUGUUUUAUAAUUUUCCCACAUCUCUUACUGCAUGACCCUUCUGAAAACUGCUAUUCUUCAGCACACCCUUGUCUAUAAAACCCUUCCUGUUCUCUUUUUUUCAGCUCUUGCCACACAUUCCUCCCUUCAUUGUCUUGUCCUUAGAUUUAGCCAAGUUCAAUAAGGCACUGUCCUAUGCCCUUGAAUUUGUCUUUAUGCCUUAUUCAUCCUCUAGGCUGGGUAUCAUCAUCUCUACUAUCCCUAUUCACAAGUGGCUAAACAUUUGGAAUAAAACUGUACAGAUGAACUACUACACACCUACAUAUUCCAACUUCAAAUAGAUCCUGACUGCCUCUCAGCAAAGCUUUUAUUAAUCUCUACUAGAUGCAUUAUCACAUUCCCUUCUGUGACAACAGAAUCUUGGAGUUGGAAGGAACCUCAGAGACAUUCUAAUACCACACAGACCUGAACAAGAUUUUUUUUCUACAACAUUCCUAACAAAGAUGCUACAACAACUGUUCCCAGUCUUUUCUAUUUGAUGGUACCAAAAAUGUCCCGUCGCUCAGGUUUAGGUUUUAUCUUUGGUUCUUCCCUUUUUCUCCUUAUUGCUAACCCAUUGCCAAGUCCCAUUAAUUCUAUAUCCAUGAUCCUAUUUACAUCUAUCUCCUCCUCUCCAUUCACAAAACUGCUCCUACUUCAGGGCCUUGUCAUCUUUUGCCUAUGUAAUAUGUAAUAUUACUACGUAAUAUUAUGUAAUGUUAAUUACAAUAAUUAAUACAUGUAAACUAUGUAAUAACCUUCAAACUGUUCUCCCUAUCUUUGGCCUUUGUCCUUCUAAUCCUGACAGCUGACCUUGUUUUUCUUUUGACUAAAAUGCUUCAGUUGUUCCCUAAUGCCCUUGGAAGAAAAUAACUCUUCAGUCCAAAAGUUAAAGUUCUCCACAAUCUGCCUCUAACUUCCUCGUCCAGCCUUGUUUUCUUUUAUAUUAUCCUCUCUGAAUGCACCCUGUGUUCCAGACACACAGGACAACCAGUUUGUUCUCCAAAUUUGACAUUCUGUUACUUCUGUGGUUUGUCCACGCUAUCUCCUAUGCCUGGAAUAUAUUCCCUUCUCAUUUCUGCCUUUCAGAAUCUUUCAAGGCUUUAGUUCGGGUACCACCUUUGACAUUUUCCCUCAUUUAUCCAUCUGAAAAUGAUCCCCUCCCUGGCAUGUUUGCAUCUUUUCUUUGUUCCUGUCACACCUGACUUCAUGCUUUCCCAUUCACAUGUUGUAUUCCCCCUGGCUCAAUGUGUGUCCCCUGAGCAAAACAGUCUAUCUCUGUUGCCUCUACUUUACACACUAAAGUUAAAUGUCUGUUGAAUUAUGUUGUUUUAUUUCAACAGUUAAUUCCUAAUAAAUCUGGGGUUUAUCUUGAAUGCAGCUUAAGUACCUUUUUUAUUAAAAGCACAGUACCUGAGUUUUUAAAAGAUCUUACUCUGAAAACAAGAGAUAAUAUAUACAAUUCUUUUAAUUUAUAUGAAUUUUUCUACUAGAUUCUGUACAAACAAAAUCAGCCACAUUUCAAGUGAUAUUAAAAUACAGAAUGCCUCCGAUAGUCCUAAAAAGGCAUUCUCUCUGAACAAAUACUGAGAAUUUUAUUUAUUAUACUUGUAUCUGACAUAUAGCAGGUGCUUAAAUGCUUAUUGAUCGAGAAGCAACAUAGGGAAAACUGACAAUGACAACAUCAAUUUGUAUAAAAAUUUUGAAAGGUUUGUUCAUGAAAUAAAUAUAAAUAUAAAUGAGCUGGAAGACAGACUAGUUGUUUUUUUUUAAUUGUUAUCCUGUCUUGACCCUACUGUGGAAGGUUGUGUAGAGGCAAGGUAGCACAAUGUCUGAUACACAAAAAAAAUCUACAGUGAAAUAAAAGCAUAUCCAGAAUCCCUACCUUCUAUUAUACUAUUGCUAUCACAGAUUGUUCUUUAUUUAUGACCUUCAUAUGGAAGAUUGACAUGAAGGAAUUCCCAUAAUUAACCCAAAUGCAACUAUGUUAGCUACUUAUUAUGCCCAAAUAAUAGUUAAAUUAGAUAUGGGCAUUAUAUGUUACUUUGUUUUUUUUAUUUCAACAUAGUCCUCUAUUAAUACAUAAUGUAUGGUAAGGUCAAAUAUGAUAGGUAGCUUUGAAAUCAGUAAGGCCUAGAUUCAGAUCUCACCUUCAACCCAAAUUAGCAUGUGACCAUAGGCAAACCCUAUUAAUCUCUCAGUACCAUAAUCAAUUCUUUUAAUAAAUGACAGUUGUACAUUUCCAUCAGUGGAAGGAGUUUCUAUAUCAAAUUUCAUAUAUUAAAUCACUAGGUUUUUAAGAAGUCAAAUAUAGUAGAACCCUGUUAUAACAUUAAUGUUGAAAUUUAUAUGGAUAACCUAUACUAUAUAGCUUUUCCUUGUUAUGGUAAGGCUAUUACCAAGUAAAUGCAAAGGAUAUAUAUAGCAUAGCCAAAUCUUUAGAAUAGCAAGACAAUUUACUGUGGGAUUUUAUUGUAUGUAUGCCUCUCAGAUGUUUUUAAAAAUUUGUAAUUUGGUACCUGAUGGUUCUAUAAAUUAAUAAAAAUGGUAUUUAAGAUAUUUUUAAAGAGCCCUUUUCUCAUACAAUAUUAUUGUUUAUCACUUCAAAAUUGGUUAGUUAUGUAAAACAAGAUGUGAUUUUGUAUGUCCAGACUGAUAAUGUUUUGUUGGUAACAACUUUUUUUGUUUUUUUAAACCUUUACCUUCCGUCAAUACUGUGUAUUGACUCCAAGGCAGAAGAGUGGUAAGGGCUAGGCAAUGGGAGUCAAGUGACUUGCCCAGGGUCACACAUCUGGGAAGUAUCAGAGGCCAGAUUUGAACCCAGGGCCUCCCGUUUCUAGGCCUGGCUCUCAAUCCACUGAGCCACCAGCUGCCCCCAGUAACAAAUUUUUUUUUUAUAUCUAAUGUUUUUUUUCCUCCUAGAAAAAACUAUUCUCUGCAUCUGUAAAUAUUAAAAGACUGUAUAGGGACAGACCCUUCAGUUUAAAGUUGUUACUCAACUGCUAGAGCUACAUUUGGAAAGGACUGCAUUUGCUAACACCCAACAGAUUUUUCUAAACUUAUUCUUAUAGAACUUAAACUUUUUGGCUUCUUAAUCAAAAUAAUUCACUUAUUCUGAAUAUAUACAAAUAGUUUAUACACACACACACAGAAUAUGGCAUGCUCCAAAUUUUAAGAUAACUUUACAGAAUGAUUGGAAUGAUUUAUUGUGGGAAAUUGAAGGCUUUAAGAAAAAGUCACGCUGAAUAAUGACCAAUGAAUGGAAAAUAUGGAACCAUUCAACAGAGAAAUAAUGAUUUUUGGAUGGAUUCAAUGAAGAAAAUAGGAUACAGUGAUUUAGUGAAAUGAAAAGAAACAAGAAUGAUAUAAUCACACUUGAAGAUAUAAUUGACAGGUCUGAUCUAUGAAACCAUCCCAAACCAUUUUAUUUGGUCAAUUUUCCUUUGUCCUAAAACAUUCUUGAAUUUUCUUUUUACUAAAAAGAAUUAGAUUGCAGCUAUCAACUCAUUGUCACAAAGCAAAUUAAAUGUCAGGGUCAUUGGUGUGAGAUAUUAAGUUGCAUUUGUGGUCAAGAGUGACAGACUGUAUUUUCUUGCCUUCUCAAGGAGAGGUAGAAGGGAUAAAGGGAGAGACUGUAGAACUGAAAAUUGUUUUAACAGUGAUGUUUUAGUCAUGCUAAUAGUCCAUAUAAGAGUAAAUAGGUAAAAGAUAAAUUAGCAUUAUAUUUUUAAUAUAACUGCUAGAUGGUUUAAAAAUACAAAAAUGAAAACUAGAUAAUUCCUGUUAUUCUUAAUGCAAUUUUUUUGUCUAAAGGGAAAUGUGGUAAGGGAAGAUUUUUUAAAAUUUGUAAUCAAAUGUAGCUUUAAUUUUUCAUCUAAUGGAAGUUAAAUCAAGAUGAUAUUAACAAUCAAGGCUUUGGACAAUGAGCAUCAUGAAUGGAGCACAUAUAUCUAUGUGAAUCUUGAUAUAUAUAACAUACAAAGCUAAAAAGCCAUGGAUUUGGUUGUAUUUUCGGAAUUAAGCAGCAAAAUUAGGCAAAAAUUGCAUGCCUAUCUUUUUACAUUUAAAAUUAAUCACAUUUCUAAUCCAAAUACUGUAUUUGUUAUCAAAUAAAGUUAGCAUUUUGGUAA
Molecule: messenger RNA, 13445 nt
Organism: Monodelphis domestica (gray short-tailed opossum)
Lineage: Eukaryota; Metazoa; Chordata; Mammalia; Didelphimorphia; Didelphidae
Gene: KIF27
Product: kinesin family member 27
Biological process (GO): microtubule-based movement; spindle elongation; mitotic spindle organization
Cellular component (GO): microtubule associated complex
Molecular function (GO): microtubule binding; microtubule motor activity; ATP binding
Source: RefSeq, a predicted model, not a curated record